This is a messenger RNA of Penicillium roqueforti, 390 nucleotides long. RefSeq lists its product as uncharacterized. NCBI's taxonomy places the organism in Eukaryota, Fungi, Ascomycota, Eurotiomycetes, Eurotiales, Aspergillaceae. Bases 1 to 390 code for a protein of 129 amino acids. The transcript has 4 exons. The record is from RefSeq and is a predicted model, not a curated record.
AUGGACUCUACACGCCCUAUCAGACAACGCCAGGGAGCUAGUCGUGACCCCAAUCGUGCUGGUAGAGCUACCCAAGGAGCUGGUCAUGACGAUAGACAACAGUAUCACCGAAACCUACAACAACAGUAUCAACACCAAGGCCAACACCAGCACCAGAGUAUGUCACAGAGCAGCAUCGCCAUCACACCGGCCUGUUACCUCUGCCACGACCCCAGACACCUUCAGCGGCGUUGUCCACUAUUCGCUCUUUGGAAAUCCGCCGUCGAGACACUCUGCCGCGACCAUACUAUCGACCCAAUGAACCUUCUUGAACAGAUCGACAUCGGAAUCCUUGUUACUGCACUAGCUAGCGCUCUUCCCGAUAGGGAUGGUGACAUCUCUAUGCAGUAG